Messenger RNA from Aspergillus alliaceus, 1398 nucleotides. RefSeq lists its product as uncharacterized. NCBI's taxonomy places the organism in Eukaryota, Fungi, Ascomycota, Eurotiomycetes, Eurotiales, Aspergillaceae. The record is from RefSeq and is a predicted model, not a curated record. The transcript has a single exon. The coding region runs from base 440 to 772 and encodes 110 amino acids.
UAUCGACUUACAUACACUAUAUUACAUACAUACGUACAUAUACAUAUUUUGGAUGCAACAGGACAAUCCGUGCACCAACGCUUAACCCAGGACCCAGGAAGCUUAACUAGCCCACAAAUCAACCCGCGCACCACAGCAUUAUCCCCCAAUCGGACUCCAAAAAAAUCCCUCCUGACCCGUUGUGCUCCAGUCAUCCGGCAGACAGCAUACGAACAAUAAUGCCGAGAUCUCUUGAAGGGAGUCUUACUCUCUCCGAACUAGACGACUGAAAAAUGAGAAAAUCCGAGUAACCUCAAUUUCCAUUUUGGACGAUGCAUCAUGACUCAGCAACAAAUCUGUGACAACACUAAACUAUACAGAGUAUAUACCUACCCUUUUGGUGUCCGAGAUUCGACGCAAGGGCAAUUGCAUGAAAUAGACUUUACGCUGGUUGAAGGUGAUGUGGAUACGCGGAGCGCUCCAUACCGCAUACUAUCAGUUCCCUCAUCCGGGUCACUGGAACUGCAACUCUUGCUCGGUUAUGCCGUCGGUUCCGAUACAUAUGAAUGGAAUGAUCCAGUCGAAAGAGAAGUCGCCUCUUAGAGAGGUGAUAAAAUUUAACUAUUACAAACUGUAUAUUCACAGGAACUCAGCAAGUCGGAAUUGGGAACUGUACCGGCAAUUCGGUUUUGAUAGGUGUUCCUUGCGAUACUGGGGUUGGUGUUACACAAGGAUUAUGCUUAUUACUGUUGUUUCCCCCCUUCCUUUCUCCUUCCAUGUUAGGCAGAUAUGACGUGAUUUCCUCAAGGCACGAUGAUCAUAGCAUGGCAUGUAUGUAUGCAUGAUAGAUACGCGAGAGUCCAUAUUAUACAUCACAUAUAUAGUAUAAAUAAACCCAUCGACUCGGUUCCUGGGUUUGAUCGUCGCUCAAUAAUAUGACGUCGCAUAUCUGAGACACGGUAAAUUAGGACCAUAGGUUCCUAUUCCAUCCACCUACAGCUUCAUCCAUGUCGCUUCUCUCCUCCGCGACCGACAAGGUUUAGAUCAAUGUUAACAAGGCAAAGAAAGAGGUCAGACUGCUAUAACAAAGAAAGGAAAAGAAACACAGAAAAAAACUUAAAAAUCAAAGUUGCCUGCGGAAUAUAUCCCCGUAUACCGUCCCCAUCGACUAGAGUUUGAUGUUAUUUUUUUCCUUUUUUUGGGAAGACGGUACGAGGAAUAAAACCUGGGUCGAGCCAGCCGUGGCGUCGGGACCGUGGGGUGGCGUUAAAGGCUUUACGCCAACAAAAUUGACAGCUUGACAAAGAAAAACACAUGAUGGAUCACAGCGGUUUGUAAGGCUAUGCUUGGUUAUUGAAGCGUCUUUCUUUCUCGAGGAAGGAGACUCAAAGCAAUUUCUGGAGAGUCGGGUCGUACAAA